Messenger RNA from Centropristis striata (black sea bass), 1335 nucleotides. Its product is annotated as MICOS complex subunit MIC26-like. Gene Ontology annotation, biological process: cristae formation. The record is from RefSeq and is a predicted model, not a curated record. Gene Ontology annotation, cellular component: MICOS complex. Lineage: Eukaryota; Metazoa; Chordata; Actinopteri; Perciformes; Serranidae. The transcript has a single exon. The coding region runs from base 82 to 663 and encodes 193 amino acids.
AUAAAAGCGAUUGUGAAAAGUCAACUGUAGUAGUCGUGUCCCUCCUCGGACACCGUAGUGCAUGCAUGGCUCGCAGUGAUCAUGUUGAAGGUGACAGGUAGUAGUGCAAUGCCGGGAGCUCUAAGUUUGCUGCCGAUCACCGUCUUCGCUGAUGCCGGUGACGGAAACACCGAACCCAUCGCCCCUCUGCUCCGGGACGAGCUGUCCCUGUACACCGCUCCUCCGCAGCACAAGUCCCGCUAUGUGGAGCCUGAAGCGGAUCAGCUGGAGCAGAGUGUCGCCUCCCUCAGGAAGUUAACAGAGCCUUACACGGAGUGGUGCGAGGGCACCUACAGCAAAAUCAAACCCAAAGUUCAGAGGGUGGUCAAGUUCGGAACAGACACCUACGACUACUUUAAGAACCCGCCGAAGGACUUCUACCCGCGGGCAGGAGUUAUCGGCUUCACCGGCGUCUUGGGGUUGUUUCUCGCCAGAGGCUCCCGGAUUAAAAGGCUCCUCUACCCGGCGGGCCUGAUGACCGUGAGCGCCUCCUUGUACUACCCGGAGCAGGCUGCGGCCAUCGCAAAGUCAACCGGAGACUCCGUGUACGAGCGCGCCGUGCGGGGCUACGCUACCCUGGAGAAGAUGGUGAAGCCUGGGAGCGACUCAGAGACUAAGCCAUGAGGAACCCGGGGGGAUUCUGUAACAACUCAAUAAGCAAUAAGAAAUCAGCAGCACCUUUUUCUGUAGAUUGACAUGUGCUACAUAGACAGGCUCUAAUCUGUGUGACUUCCUCAUGCCCACUUUUUGCACUAAGCUUCACAUCUAACUCAGGCCGGGCAUGGCCUGUCACGGGAGGUUUGCCACUUGAAUGGUUUACCUCUGCUUCUGAUUUGAAUGUAUAUUUAUGGAGAGUAUUAAUUUAUUAGAAUCAACUGCCUUGAAAUAAAAAAAGUUGCUUUUAUUAGACUGUCGUGUGUUCUGUCGUGCAAUUUAGUUAAUCAAAAGGAAAAAAAUAAUCAAGUACUUUAAGAUUUUUAAAAAGUAAGCUGUAUUAUAUCAAAUUGAAUAUAUUUAAAUUUUGGACUAAUGGUCACACAAAACAAGCAGUUAAAAGACAUCUCAGGUUCUAAUAAAAAAAUUGUAUGAACUUUGCUUUUUCUAAUUUUUAAUAAUGCAAAUGAUGAAUUGCUUAGUUGAAACAAUAAUAAUAGUCAGUAUUUGCGGCCAAAGAUUAAGUUACACUUAAGUUCUGCCACAGGUUUGCAACUUGAAUGAUUUACCUCUGCUUCUGAUUUGAAUGUAUAUUUAUGUAGAUUAAAAGAAAUAACUGUCAUUAAAUUAACAAGUGUCAUG